Messenger RNA from Dreissena polymorpha, 2873 nucleotides. RefSeq lists its product as uncharacterized. Gene Ontology annotation, biological process: positive regulation of DNA-templated transcription. Gene Ontology annotation, molecular function: zinc ion binding; ubiquitin-protein transferase activity. The transcript has 2 exons. The coding region runs from base 284 to 2179 and encodes 631 amino acids. The record is from RefSeq and is a predicted model, not a curated record. Gene Ontology annotation, cellular component: chromatin; nucleoplasm. NCBI's taxonomy places the organism in Eukaryota, Metazoa, Mollusca, Bivalvia, Myida, Dreissenidae.
UAGCUACGUCAUAACUAUUGCGUGCGCACGUCAUUACUAUCGCCGGCGAAUUUAAUAACUGAAGCGUGUAAACGUAAUAGUACCGCUAAAUAAAGUCACUUUUAUGGCAUCAUUAUGCCACCGUACAAUAUACUUAAACGCUGCGACAAAAACUAAGCCCCUGUGGUUUUUAAAAACAAAUAGCACUCAAUCAAGGAACAGCUACUGAAUAAUUGAACUGCCGAGGUAUUCAGAGCAGGACGAAUGAAGCAGAUUAUAAUAAGUUCCUAGAGACGCACGCGCGAUGCCAGUUUACCACAAGUCGUCACAUCCGGUCGCGGCGGUUACAUGUUCCGUCUGCAGAGAGGACGCCGCAAACCCCAAACAGCUUGCAUGCGACCACUCCUUCUGCCAGCAGUGUCUACGUCAUCAGGUGGCCAAACUCUCCGAUCUGUUGGAUCGCCAGGAGCGCGUGACCAUCGUCUGCCCGUACUGCCGGGACUACAUUCUCUCCACCGCCAGCUUUCUAGGCAAAUAUUCGAACGCCGUAGGAAGACGGAGUAUUCGCCGUUCAAAGACGUCUCUCGGACACGUUUCUGUUUCUGAAUACGGUGCGAAUUAUUCUGCAGACAGAAAGGCGGAGAGAUGUCAACCGUGCGCGGAAGGAUCAAUUUACGAGUUGGCCGUGUUUUGGUGCAUGAAUUGCUCCGAGUACAUGUGUGCCGUCUGUGCGAAGUACCACCAGGCCAUGAGAAUGUCAAAGGACCACGUGGUUAAGACGACCCGCGAUAAAGAAAGGUACGCCGGGAUCAAAUCCAAGGUCAUGUCCACAAGACCGGUUUCUGCCCGGGAACCAAAGCCCACGCAUGCGCAGGUUUCGAAAUGUAAAGAGGGCAGCCAUAUUUAUUGCGAGCCAUGCAGUCUAGGGAAGAAAACAAAGGAUGCCAACUACUUCUGCGACAACUGCAAGGAACAAAUGUGCGAGGAAUGUGGCAGGUGUCAUCGUAACAUGAAAAUGGCCAAGGCGCACAAGAUGCUACCGAUUUCCGAUGUCGUUUCGAAGGCUGAAACAACUUACAGCCUCGCGGUAAAGUGUGACCGUCAUUACGGUGAGACUUUGAGUCUUUAUUGCAAACGCUGUAAAACUUCAUGCUGCGCCGUCUGUGCGAUAACCGUACACGGAGGUUGUGGAAAAGCGAGAGAGAAAAGCGGAGAUCCGCCGAAAGAAUUGGUCGAAAAGAAAAAGGCUACAGACGACACUACCAAGGAACAGACGCGCAGUUUCAACGCAUUGGAAAAGGCUGCACAUGACCUGAGCAAUGGAAAGACGGUUUCAUUCAGCAUCAAACCGAAUGCCGCGGCACAAAGUGCGAAAUCAUACCCGAAGAAGAAAAUGGAACUGCGAAAACGUCGUCUCCAGUUGGACUCGAAUAACGCCAAGGAUUGGGUCAUCUCGAUCACGUUGUUAACAAGCGGCGACAUGAUACUGAUUCAGCUGUACGCUCCGCUGCUGAAAAUGAUAGCUCCGGAUGGUACGCUAAUAUCGACAUGUCGUUUCUACGGCGAACCCUGGUCUGUUGCCGUCUAUAACGAUUCCCUCGCUGUGGUCAGUUUUUCUGACCGGAAGCAGUUGCAGCUUAUUCAUAUCAGCCGCGCUGGUCUCGAGAGCGGAAAAAAGUUCAGCACACGCCAUAAAUGUCUCGCCGUCUGCUUCGCAAAAAACAUGAUUGCGGCUACGUGCUGGGAAGGGUGUGUGCACGUGAUGGACGUCACAGGAAAUGAGCUGGCGUCCGCGGACACAAACCACCGCGGUGACCGGUUAUUCACCAACCCCGAAUAUAUCGCCUCCGACAAAAACGGCCAUGUCCUUUACGUGUCGGACUUUAAGAGAAACGCAGUUACGGCGCUGACACUGCUGCCGUCAAAGAUCAAUAACAGACCGGCGUUUGUCUUCAGUCACAAAGAGCUUCAGGGGCCAAAGGGAGUUUCAGUCGAUAGGGACGGCUUCAUCUAUGUUUCCGGUAUGACGAGCAGAAACAUCUUCCGGUUGGCGUCUUCUGGUGAUCUCGUUCAGAUCUUCCGUCGGAGAGAGGACACUGAGUUUUACGAAGCUUUGGUUGUGUCCCCUUCGGCUGACAAACUGUUUGUGACAGCUUAUGAAGACAAUGCGGUUUUAGAGUUCAAACUGAAAGAUGCAUAAUACUUCAGUUCGCAAAUUUUAUCACAUAGACUACAUUGCUUCAUUAGAAGAGUUUACCAAUGAAACCGAGGAUUUCAACCAAACGUUUAACAUUUUAAACGAAAAAAAUUGAUGCUUAUAUUCAAAUAUGUUACGAAAAUCGAUAACCGCUCGCUAAGAAUAAACAAAAUGUGUUAUUCCCAGUGUAACAAAAACUCCAUGUCUGUGAACAAUUGCUAGACCCACCAUUGAUUGCUUUCACAGUUACAUACUAUGGUUGAUUGUACCAAGCAUAGAUAGUGAAUAUUCCAUUGGCGUCCAGCGAUUUCCAACAUAAACAUUAUCAGUUAUAUCAUAUCGUAGAAAGGAACAUCUUGAAAUAGAGGUACUGAGAACUAAUCCACUUUUACUGUGCAUUACAUUUUAUUUUAUGGACUGAUAUGUGUAUGUUUAUUUACAAUAUAUUUACCUUAAUUGAAGCAUAUUUUCGUUCCUAUGCUGUUUUGAGCUGUUUAAACAAUGUUCAAAGUUUAUUGUUUAAAUUUAUAAAAUAGAUGUCAAAUGACAAUGUAACUUGUGUUUUUAGGUAGUAAUGUGUGUAUAACAAAUAAUGUGAACAUGAUAAACCAUGGUCAUGGUAAGAAUAUUUAUCGUGUUUUCUUGAUUAGUUUGUGUGAACUGAGCAGCAAAUAAAAACUAACCAAUAUUAUUAUGA